Messenger RNA from Spinacia oleracea (spinach), 1649 nucleotides. Its product is annotated as calreticulin. Gene Ontology annotation, biological process: ERAD pathway; protein folding. The record is from RefSeq and is a predicted model, not a curated record. NCBI's taxonomy places the organism in Eukaryota, Viridiplantae, Streptophyta, Magnoliopsida, Caryophyllales, Amaranthaceae. The transcript has 14 exons. The coding region runs from base 129 to 1376 and encodes 415 amino acids. Gene Ontology annotation, cellular component: endoplasmic reticulum membrane; endoplasmic reticulum. Gene Ontology annotation, molecular function: calcium ion binding.
AAUACUCGUUAGAAAAAGUCUAAUCUCUCUUGUUAUAUUUAGCCUCGAUUUACUACUGGUCAUUUGUACAUUUCUCACCUUCCUCAGUUUCUCUCUCCUCCCUCACACUCUCCUCGGAGUUAGCUGCAAUGGAGCUUCGGAGUCGAAACCCUACCGCUUUCUGUCUCCUCCUACUACUCUCUCUCUUUGCUAUCGCUUCUGCUAAAGUGUUCUUUGAGGAACGCUUCGAAGAUGGAUGGGAGAAUCGUUGGGUUAAAUCUGACUGGAAGAAGGACGAGAACAUGGCAGGAGAGUGGAACUACACCUCCGGCAAAUGGAAUGGAGAUGCAAAUGACAAAGGUAUCCAGACUAGCGAGGACUACAGAUUUUACGCUAUCUCUGCUGAAUUCCCAGAAUUCAGCAACAAGGACAAAAACCUAGUUUUCCAGUUCUCUGUUAAGCAUGAACAGAAGCUUGAUUGUGGAGGUGGUUACAUGAAGCUACUCAGUGGUGAUGUUGACCAGAAGAAAUUUGGUGGGGAUACUCCAUACAGCAUUAUGUUUGGUCCAGAUAUCUGUGGAUACAGUACUAAAAAAGUCCAUGCCAUUCUUAACCACAAUGGAGAAAACCACUUGAUCAAGAAGGAUGUCCCUUGUGAGACUGACCAGUUGAGCCACGUCUACACUUUCAUUCUUCGCCCAGAUGCUACCUACAGCAUUCUUAUCGACAAUGAGGAGAAACAAACUGGUAGUCUAUACGAUGACUGGGAUCUCCUUCCUCCUAAGAAAAUCAAGGAUCCUGAAGCUAAAAAGCCUGAGGAUUGGGAUGACAAGGAGUACAUUUCCGACCCCGAAGACAAGAAACCAGAGGGUUAUGAUGACAUCCCAGCCGAAAUUCCCGAUGUUGAUGCCAAGAAGCCAGAGGACUGGGAUGAUGAGGAAGAUGGUGAGUGGACCGCCCCGACCAUUCCAAACCCUGAGUACAAGGGUCCAUGGAAGGCAAAGAAAAUCAAGAACCCCAACUACAAGGGCAAGUGGAAGACACCCAUGAUUGACAACCCAGAUUUUAAGGAUAACCCAGAACUCUAUGUUUACCCCAGCCUCAAAUAUGUCGGUGUUGAGUUGUGGCAGGUGAAGUCUGGCACACUCUUUGACAAUGUCUUGGUCUGUGAUGAUCCCGAGUAUGCCAAGCAGCUGGCUGAAGAAACAUGGGGCAAACAAAAGGAUGCUGAAAAGUCUGCCUUUGAGGAGGCAGAGAAGAAGAGAGAGGAGGAGGAAACCAAGGACAAUCCCGUUGAAUCUGAUGCCGAGGAUGAAGAUGAAGCUGAUGCUGACGACUCUGACGCCGAUGCUGAUAAAUCAGAUGACAAGGAUGAGGACCAACAUGAUGAACUUUGAGGACGGGAGCAAUAUGAAGUCUUUAGAUGAGAAUUCUUAUUCAGCCUCAUUGUUCACUAGCAAUUUUCUCAUGUCAAUUUUUAGCAUAGGUUUUUGGUAAUAGGUUAAAAAAGACACCAAAGUGAAAAAGCCUGUAUGACAGAUUGGUUUAUCUCAAUAUUAGGCUUGUUUGGUGGAUAAUAGCAGAAGGCCAACAAAAUUCCCAGCUUUUCCUUUAACAAUUUAAACAUUAUAUAGAGAUUCUGGAAUGGCAAUUGAGCUGAGUUACGACUA